AGUAGGAGUUGCAGAGGCACCCUAAGCAAACCUGACGAUUCUGGUUCUUGGCAUAACGCAUCGAGGUUGGCUGGGACUUCUCUGGAGCGUGUCUCAUAGUUUUUUCCAAACCACUACGACUGGUGUCCUUUGUUGCAACGUCGACACGAUAAAAUGGGGCGACUCCGCGACGGGUUCGACUACCCGCUUCCAAAAACGUAUCAUGAAGGCGUCAAAGGCGGGCGCUCUGUUAUGGCCAGCGGUCGCGAUGCAGUCCAGCCAAAAACCACUCCAAUGCUUACGCCAGGGCCGACCAGGUGUUAUAAAUUGAUAUUUUUACUUUUAGUCUGUUUUUCCUCAUUUAUUUUUCGCCACUCGUCGUUAUAGAGCAAGGUCGUGUGUGGGUGUGCGUCCCAUUCCAUUACUUUUUUCAUUUUCUCCGUAGAUAAUUAAUGGUGAUCGAAAUCAGGGUAAUGGUAAGAACAACUUCUACGCCGUCAUUCGCAUUUUUCCAUUGAAUGCUUCUGAUGCAGGUACAAUCCUGUCCUUGGGUCGGUGAUCGGACAAAUCAGAAGCACAAUUAACUGGGCACGAGCACCACCACGAUUCAAAGAGGCCGGAGGUACAGUGAGUUUCCAUUACCAGGAUAAGCCGUGAGUAGACCACAACUUGAUGAUUUUUUGACCUUACUGGAGAACGUGUACUUUGCAAAAUUAGUUCAUGAUGAUCGUAUCUUUGACGCCGGACAAGCACGGAGAAACGUACACGUAGAUAGUUCGUUGCGAGCAGGCUGCAAAAAAUUUACGACAGCGAAAAUAUCGAAGACGGAUGUCAGAAAUUACAACCCGGAGCAGCCGAGCAGAGCACCGAAGUGGUCGAUGCCAAAAGGCAAAGGGCACACGGUAUUUUUGUGACAAAUUUUGAGCAUCAUUCAUUGAUUUGCGUUGCUCUGCAAUGGAUUCGACGCCGCUCUGCGUCAGCAGUUGCAAACUUCUGCGACGUGCAUCACCAUCAAAACAAAAACCAGGUUCCGCGAUUGAAAACCUUUGGCGCAGAUGUUUUCUAUGACGUCAAGAAGGACUACGUAGACUGUGCACAGGUCGGCGGUGAAGGCGGAAUUCUGGUGCAGGGGGCGGUGCAAGGCCUGGGAACCCGACCAGUUAAGUGUGCGGAUCUGAAGCUGCGACCCAAAGCCGAGGCCAGAGUGAAGAACUAUCCCCAGAGACCAGGACCGGGCACGUAUCGGAAUUGUUUCGGAAUUUUGAAGUUUUCAUUGUGAAUUGUUUUACAUAUUCCCCCGUGCAGAUGAAGACAAGACGUCUGGACAGAUGAUGGCUCGGGCUCCAUUUGCUGCGAUGAAAUUCUGAACUGUGUGUCGGCGGUUCAUCUCAGGUAUGCAAACCAGCAGGACGCGGUUUUAGAUAGGCCACCGUGCUACACGCAGACGAAGUGCGACUUGGACAAGGCACGCUUCCCCGGAAGUUAUGUGCUAUCCAAGCGGGGCACGCCACCACCAGGCACGUACGAGUGGGAUGACGUCGUGAAGAAGGGAAAGAACUGUAAUGGCGCGCGCCUGGAGCAACAGCUCGGCCACGCCAGCUCGUUCGGGAUGGGAGCAUCGUAAGAGGAGAAUAUAUCAAGGUGCUGGAACACGUUCAUUCUCCUCGCGUCUUCGAGCUACGUAAAAAUGAACUACACGAUUCUUCAACACAAUUGCAAUUCCAAGUAUACACCGUAAAGUAUGUAAUAUUAUCCUUUUUACAAUUCUGUAUGCUGCGAGCAGAAGUAGUGGCAUCGCAAGUAGAACUAUCAUGUUAGACGAACUUUUGGUAUCAAGCUGAUUCACAGAUUUUCGACAAGAACUGCAAGUUAUGUUUGGAUACUUUUAUUGUAGAGUUUGGAAUGCACCGAUGAGACUGUCGAAAUGAAAUAAGAUUUGGAGAAUUUUGAUGUCACUCGUCUGUGCUUUUCUGUAUCACAAUCACAAAAAAAGGUCCCACCUCGACGCAGUCGCAACUUGUAGAACCUCUGGAGCCCCUGCUCCAGAAGGGCCGAGACCAGAAUGCCUGGUUCUGGCUCUUCAGUAUGCCCUUUGUGCUAGUACAAUUCUAACGCCCGAACAAAGCUAAGCAUACUCUCGCAUCAGUCCAAUGAACUCGGUUUCCUCAUCGUGCACAGACAACACUUCAAAGGCUAUUAUCGUGCAAACGCAACCGUCAAGUCGUGCCAACGAUCCGUUUCAGUCGUACACAACUAUUCGUGCAGAUCGUGUCGCAGAGCUACUACCUACGCAUCGAUAAUCGUCAUCUGACUGACUGUACAGUUUUGUUUACAUUUUUAUCCUCCUACCUACUGCUAGUGGUAAAAGGAAACAUAAACCCACAAAGUCGUCGAACGUUCUGAG
Messenger RNA from Amoebophrya sp. A120, 2383 nucleotides. The record is from the annotation of a GenBank genome assembly. NCBI's taxonomy places the organism in Eukaryota, Dinophyceae, Syndiniales, Amoebophryaceae.